Molecule: messenger RNA, 1404 nt
Organism: Cinclus cinclus
Lineage: Eukaryota; Metazoa; Chordata; Aves; Passeriformes; Cinclidae
Gene: RHCG
Product: Rh family C glycoprotein
Exons: 10
Coding region: 1-1404 (467 amino acids)
Biological process (GO): ammonium homeostasis; ammonium transmembrane transport
Cellular component (GO): plasma membrane; apical plasma membrane; basolateral plasma membrane
Molecular function (GO): ammonium channel activity
Source: RefSeq, a predicted model, not a curated record
AUGGAGAGGUCGAGGAACCAAGGCAUGGCGAAGAACACGUACAUGCGCUGGCGGCUCCCGCUCGUGUGCCUCCUCUGGGAGGUGGCCAUGAUCGUCCUCUUUGGAGUCUUCGUGCGCUUCGGCGCUGAGGCUGAUGCACACUGGGAGGAGGAGAAACGAGAGAUGAACCUGACCAGUGACAUAGAGAAUGAUUUCUACUUCCGAUACCCCUCUUUCCAGGAUGUCCACGUGAUGAUCUUUGUAGGCUUUGGUUUCCUCAUGACCUUCCUCAAGCGCUAUGGAUUCGGAGCUGUGGGUUUCAAUUUCCUCCUUGCUGCCUUUGGGAUCCAGUGGGCUCUCCUGAUGCAAGGCUGGUUCCACUCUUUCAAGGAUGGGAAGAUCCUCAUUGGAGUGGAGAACCUGAUCAAUGCUGAUUUCUGCGUGGGCUCUGUGUGCAUCGCGUUUGGGGCCAUCCUGGGCAAAACCAGCCCCAUACAGCUCCUUGUCAUGACUUUGUUUCAAGUCACACUCUUUUCAGUGAACGAGUACAUCCUCCUCAACCUCCUUCAUGUAAAGGAUGCAGGUGGAUCCAUGACCAUUCACACCUUCGGAGCCUACUUUGGCCUCACGGUGACACGGGUCCUGUACAGACCCAACCUGGAGCAGAGUAAGGACAAGCAGGGCUCUGUGUACCACUCUGACCUCUUUGCUAUGAUCGGUACCCUGUACCUGUGGAUGUACUGGCCCAGUUUUAACUCAGCCAUUUCUGAUCAUGGCGAUGCCCAGCACCGCUCUGCCAUUAACACCUACUGCUCACUGGCUGCCUGUGUCCUUACCACCAUGGCCUUCUCCAGCAUGCUGCAAAAGAAGGGCAAGCUUGACAUGGUCCACAUCCAGAAUGCCACACUGGCCGGCGGCGUGGCCGUGGGCACCAGCGCCGAGAUGAUGCUGACUCCAUAUGGCUCCCUCAUUGUCGGGUCCAUCUCUGGCAUCGUGUCCACAGUGGGGUAUGUCUACUUCACGCCUUUUUUGGAGUCCAGGUUGCACAUUCAGGACACCUGUGGCAUCCACAACCUCCAUGCCAUGCCAGGCCUUAUUGGGGGCAUUGUGGGGGCCAUCACAGCAGCUGCAGCCACAGAGGAUGUAUAUGGAAAGGAAGGUUUCAUCAAGGCGUUUGACUUCUCCGGCGCGUACAAGACACGGACACCCAGUAUCCAGGGAGGGUUCCAGGCUGCCGGCAUCGUGGUGUCUCUGCUGAUGGCCUUUGCUGGGGGGGCCAUCGUGGGGGGCAUCCUGAAGCUGCCCAUCUGGGGGGACGCGGCAGCCGAGAACUGCUUCGAGGACGGCGUUUACUGGGAGGUGCCGGAGGACGAGGAGAGCGACGUGUACCACAUGCACAACCCCGACAAGCCCGCUUCGCCCUGA